Molecule: messenger RNA, 519 nt
Organism: Enterobius vermicularis (human pinworm)
Lineage: Eukaryota; Metazoa; Nematoda; Chromadorea; Rhabditida; Oxyuridae
Source: the annotation of a GenBank genome assembly
AUGCUCCUGCUAAAGCAUUUCUCGGAGUGGCGGCGUCAGACGUUACCCCCAGUAAGCACCAGAACAAUGAUAAAACAUUAUAUUCCACUUUGUGGCGCAGUCAGUCAUUCGCUUUAUACUGUACAUAUAUUUUCUCCCUCUCUUUUACGCAGGUUUUUUCCAACCUGCGAUACUGCAGUAGAGCAUACACUUUUGUCGACCGCUAAUAUUGGUCUUGGUUGUUAUUUAUUUUUUCGACCACACUUGAAUCGGCUCAGAAUAUGGGAUCGUGUUCAAUGUAGUGUUCUCACAGCCGUUCUAUUCAAUUUUGGUUCGCUUUUGGCAGCAGUGUUUCUCAAGGCUUUGUUACCCACCAAGUCCAGUAAUACAAUAAAGUCGUUGUUGGCUUUCGGUCUCAGUUGGUUACUACUCUCUCGAGGACACAGAUAUCUUGCACUAAUUGACUCAAGAGUGAAGCGAAAGAAUCGUGUUCAACAAAAAAAACUUCCUAAGCCACUGGAGGUUUUAGCAGCCAUCUAA